Molecule: messenger RNA, 6150 nt
Organism: Canis lupus familiaris (dog)
Lineage: Eukaryota; Metazoa; Chordata; Mammalia; Carnivora; Canidae
Gene: RASA2
Product: RAS p21 protein activator 2
Exons: 28
Coding region: 666-3044 (792 amino acids)
Biological process (GO): regulation of GTPase activity; negative regulation of Ras protein signal transduction; intracellular signal transduction
Molecular function (GO): GTPase activator activity; phospholipid binding
Source: RefSeq, a predicted model, not a curated record
GAGACCGAACCAGACGCGCAGGAGGGGCCUCCACCUCUGUGCCGACCGGAGGGAAGCUCUUGCCAGCAGAGGUCACUGACGCGCCGGCUUGGGGUUCGGCAGCCGCCGAGGCCGCAGGACUCAAUGUAACUGAGACAUCUAGUGUCCAGUCCUAAGAAAAACAAAUUUCUACUGAUUCUGGUUUUAAAGAAUUCACCAAAUCUGUUUCAUGGUACUUGUGGCACUACUCUAGCACUCUGCCUCGGAACACGAGCUGGAGAAAGAAGGCCGCCACCAACCACCGAGACCACUUCCUGUAGCAGAGAUCACGGGAUCCGUUAUUUGACUGUGUUUGAUUGUGGCCUUCAAGAACCUCACACUGUGACAAAAUAUAACCCAGGAGCCCACAAGCACUUAGCACUUAGUAAAAUGUAUUUGAUGAGGAUGAUUCCAGUCAUUCUUCCUAAAGUUUCCAACCUGGCAUCUUAGGCUCGUUGGAGGGCCAAUGGAAAGCAUUAGGAACCAGAGGGUUUAGAAGAACACAAAAGCAUUACCUACCCAAGCACCACCCCACUGUGCUCCCAUGGCCCCGAGGAAGGGACUGCAAGGUGACAUCAAUCUCCAGCUUGCUGUGAGUCCAGCCAGGUGAAGCGAAAAAUUUAUUGCCAUAUCUUGGACCCAACAAAAUGAGAGAUUGUUUCUGUACCAUAAAUUUGGACCAGGAAGAAGUUUAUCGUACCCAAGUUGUUGAAAAGUCUUUAAGCCCAUUUUUCAGUGAAGAAUUUUACUUUGAGAUUCCAAGAACUUUCCAGUAUUUGUCUUUCUAUGUUUAUGAUAAGAAUGUUUUACAAAGAGAUCUUCGUAUAGGAAAAGUAGCCAUCAAAAAAGAAGACUUGUGUAACCACAGUGGCAAAGAAACAUGGUUUUCACUACAACCUGUUGACUCUAAUUCGGAGGUUCAGGGUAAAGUUCAUCUUGAAUUAAAACUGAAUGAACUGAUAACAGAGAAUGGAACUGUGUGCCAGCAGCUUGUUGUACACAUCAUCGCAUGCCAUGGGUUGCCUCUCAUAAAUGGACAAAGCUGUGACCCUUAUGCAACAGUUUCUGUAGUGGGCCCUUCUAGGAAUGACCAAAAGAAGACAAAAGUAAAGAAGAAAACAAGCAAUCCGCAGUUUAAUGAAAUCUUUUAUUUUGAGGUAACCAGAUCCAGUAGUUAUACAAGAAAGUCCCAGUUCCAGGUAGAAGAGGAGGACAUUGAAAAGCUGGAAAUUAGGAUCGACUUGUGGAACAAUGGAAACUUGGUCCAAGAUAUUUUCCUAGGAGAGAUUAAGGUUCCUGUGAAUGUGUUAAGAAAUGAUUCCUCUCAUCAAGCCUGGUACUUGCUACAACCAAGAGACAAUGGAAACAAGUCAUCUAAAACUGAUGAUCUGGGAUCUCUUCGAUUAAAUAUAUGUUAUACAGAAGACUACGUGCUUCCUUCAGAGUACUAUGGUCCUUUGAAAACUUUGCUGCUAAAAUCACCAGAUGUUCAGCCGAUAUCUGCCUCAGCUGCUUACAUUUUGGGUGAAAUUUGUCGAGAUAAAAAUGAUGCUGUUUUGCCUCUUGUACGACUGCUGCUGCACCAUGAUAAACUUGUUCCUUUUGCCACUGCAGUGGCUGAAUUAGACUUGAAGGAUACACAAGAUGCAAACACAAUUUUUAGAGGAAAUUCCUUGGCUACCCGAUGUCUGGAUGAGAUGAUGAAAAUAGUGGGAGGGCACUACCUGAAAGUCACAUUAAAACCUAUUCUAGAUGAGAUAUGUGAAUCCUCAAAAUCCUGUGAAAUCGAUCCUAUUAAAUUGAAAGAGGGAGAUAAUGUAGAAAAUAAUAAGGAGAAUCUGCGCUACUAUGUGGACAAGUUAUUCAGUACAAUUGUAAAAUCAAGUAUGAGCUGCCCCACUGUAAUGUGUGAUACUUUUUAUUCUCUAAGGCAAAUGGCUACUCAAAGAUUUCCCAAUGACCCUCAUGUUCAGUAUUCUGCAGUGAGCAGCUUUGUAUUUCUUCGUUUCUUUGCUGUAGCCGUAGUAUCACCUCAUACUUUUCAUUUGCGACCUCAUCAUCCAGAUGCACAGACAAUUCGAACAUUAACUCUCAUCUCAAAAACCAUUCAAACUUUGGGAAGCUGGGGGAGUCUGUCCAAAAGCAAGUCAAGUUUCAAAGAGACAUUCAUGUGUGAAUUUUUCAAAAUGUUUCAAGAAGAAGGAUAUAUUAUAGCAGUUAAAAAGUUCUUGGAUGAAAUUUCAUCUACUGAAACUAAAGAAUCCAGUGGUACGAGUGAGCCUGUGCACCUGAAAGAAGGUGAGAUGUAUAAAAGAGCUCAGGGAAGAACUCGGAUUGGGAAAAAGAAUUUCAAGAAACGGUGGUUCUGCUUAACAAGCAGAGAGCUCACCUACCACAAACAGCCAGGUAGCAAAGAUGCAAUUUACACAAUUCCAGUAAAAAACAUUCUUGCUGUGGAAAAACUGGAAGAGAGCUCUUUCAAUAAGAAAAAUAUGUUCCAAGUAAUACAUAUGGAGAAACCACUCUAUGUCCAGGCAAAUAAUUGUGUAGAAGCUAAUGAAUGGAUAGACGUACUCUGCAGGGUGAGCCGAUGCAAUCAGAACAGGCUCAGCUUAUAUCAUCCCUCUGCGUAUCUAAAUGGAAACUGGCUCUGCUGUCUGGAGACCAGUGAAAGUGCCCUCGGCUGCAAGCCAUGUACUGCAGGUGUCCCAGCAGACAUCCAAAUAGAUAUUGAUGAAGACAGAGAAACAGAAAGAAUUUACUCCCUUUUUACCCUCAGUUUACUUAAGCUGCAGAAAAUGGAAGAGGCUUGUGGAACUAUAGCGGUCUACCAAGGACCACAAAAAGAGCCUGAUGAUUAUUCUAAUUUUGUAAUCGAGGAUUCUGUAACAACCUUUAAGACAAUUCAGCAAAUAAAAAGCAUCAUAGAGAAGCUAGAUGAACCUCAUGAAAAGUAUAGGAAGAAAAGAUCAAGUAGUGCAAAAUAUGGAAGCGAAGAAAAUCCAAUUGUAGGAAAAACAUCUUAGAGUAUGGCCAACUGAUUCAGAAGAACUGGAAAAUACUAUUUUUGUUGGAGUUUUUCAAUUCAUCAUUUAUUUUGCUCCUGGUAUUUAAGAAUGAACAUUGGCUUCAGUGUCAACUGUAUUCACAUUGUAUUUAAUAUUUAAUAAUUGAAAGUAACUGGGAAUCCUGGUAUUGAUGCAUUACUAGAGAAUAUGAAACUCAGGAUUCCCUUCAUAUCUUACAUGUCAAAAGCCGUGUGUUUGCAGCUUCUUUUUAAUAGAAUCUUCCUAAAGAAGCUUUGUAACAAAAGGAGAACUCCUCCAUAGCAAGAAACCAUCUCUUCUUGUAACACUCCAUGUUCUGUGAACUUUUCACUACCAUUAGUGCCUGCUCUAUACUGCCAGUGUUGUGUUUUACUAGAAAAUCCAAUCCAUGACAAUUCAGAGCUUUCCAUUUAGUUCAUCUAGACCCUCCCUCUUCACAAAAGAAAAUAGAGAGAUUUUCAUCUGUUAGUCAUUAACAAUUAUAUUAGGGACUUUAGAAAACUGCCAGAGCAUCCUUGAAGGUUGGUAGAUCCUUUUGCCUAUUUAAAGAUGUAAACAGAACUCAGACAGGAGGAAUCAGGGAACAUGUACUGUUGUGUGCAUCUUGUUUACAUUUGGGAUGAGUGAUGGCAGAUGAAAUACAGUGAGACCACUAAAUUUUUUUUCAUUGUUUUAAAUAUCAGGUACUCAUUUUCUUGAUUUGAGAGCUCGAGUUAACAUGACUUGUAAGGACAUCUCUUCUGGAAAAGAAGAGACAGUAGCCAAUGGAAGAAGGUGAUGGGGGAAUCAUUUGACUUCACCUGUUAUUCCAUGUUAUUAUAAGGGCCACCAUAAGGACACUCUCCUCCUAGUGAGAGGGUGAGAGCUAACUCGAGAACAGUCACUCGGCGCACUUUAAUAAUCUGGGCUGCCCCAGAUUAUAUUUUAGAUACUAUAUGGUAUCUAAUCUUUAUGAUCAGUUGAAUGAUCAGUGUCUAAGUCUAGAAAUAGUGCUUUCCUGAAAAUGUUUAUAUUUCAUUGCUGUUUUCUUAUUGCCUGCUAGCCAAAUGGAGUUUGGGCAAGCAACUGUUUGAAUCCUAUUUUUCCCUAAUAAUUUACUUUUAUCCUAGAAACCAUAAUUGUAAAUAAGCAGUCGAAGCAAGUUGCCUCCUUGAAGUUAAGAGGGAUACACAUUGCUUCAUCAGUAUUAAAAACCAUGGUACUCUUAUUUUGUCUUUUUAAAUUGAAAACAUUUUCUAAAUGUGGUACUUUAAACCUUGGAGUAUUUACAUAUUUCUGUUUAAAACUGUGACUUAUUAAUGUAAGUCUAGCUAGUAGUGCUUUUUUUUUGUUUGUUUUCCUGAGCAUAAGCUAUAUUUCAGGAUACACUUUGCCAAUUAUGUUAUUGGUGAGUAAUUUUUUAAAUUAUAUUGUUACUAAGGAAUUUUUUUAAAGACCAUUGGCACACAAUCAGAGUUGUUCCAUAAAUGAUUAUAACUGAGCAAUGUAUUUCUCUAAAUGACUUGUUAAAAUCAAUUGGUUUUAUUUAAGAAUCAGUCCUAGUCUCCAUUAUGGUAGGUUUAUUCCUAGCCCACUUUAAAGACAAGUUUGAAAGACUCCUUUAAAUUUUAUGAGUUUGUAUGUUACAUAAAUUACACUGAUUUAUAAAUGUGAAAGAAUUUAACCAUUUAAUAAAUUUCUCAUUGCUGAAUUUCAUUCAGGUUGAAAUUUCCUCUUAAGAGUCUCUGAGAUGUCUACCUGAAAAGGACAUGUGAGCAUUGCCAAGUACCACUCUACUAUGCUUUAAUGGCUGUUUUAGCCCUCUGCUAUUUUUUCAAGGCAAAAGAAAUAUUUUUAAAAUAUUUCUGAUAUCAAAUCCCCAAUCAUGAUUGCUCUUAAAGAUCAUGGCAUUAUCAAAGGGAUCAAGGCUGUGUGAAUACAUAACUCUGAAUUAGAAGAGAAGAGUUCAGUCAUAUAGUUUUCUUCACAUGACACUUUUAAACAGCCUAUUUGACUGGAAUUAACCAGCUUUGGCACAGCCAAAAAGAAGUAAUGUGAAAUUAAAUUAAUUUUCUUUGAAAGUCUACUGAAAUAAGAGAACAAGUCAGUAGGACCCUAAGAUAACCUAGGUACUUGCUUCCAAGGGCCUCAUUCCUCUGCUAUUACUUAUGGUACUUUGAUUUUUGCUACCAUGCUUUUUCUGCCUUUUCCACACUUGAAAAAAAAAUACCUGGCAGCUCACUUCACCCUAAAAACUCAAAAAUGCCCAGAAGGAGAGAAAAGGAUGAUUUGAAGAAACUCUUGCCGUAAAUGCCAGUUCUGGUUCUUAGUUUAGCCAUUUCCACCAGUUGCAGUUGUAGUGAUCUGUUUAUCUGUUAUUGUUUGUUGUGGCUUUUUUUAGUUUGGUUUUUUAAUAUUCAUUUAAUAAGAUGAUGGCAAUAGCAAAGUUUUCUAUCCCCAGGAAUAUAAUUUAUCAAACUAAAUGAUUUUAUUUGCCAAAGAAAUAUGUUUAUGUCACGGGUAAUAAAUAGUUAAGUGUCCAAACUAGGAUUUCUUUAUUAUUAAAAAGAAAAAAGUGAUGAAUGAUGUGGCUUUUGUUUGUUUCUGAAGCCUAAUUUCAUUCGUUUUCAGAAAGGCUCAUUCAUGCCAGAUUUUAGAAAACAGAUUUUUUUUUUCCUUUUUUUUCUUUCUUUCUUUCUUUUUUCUUUUUUUUUUUUUUUUUUUUUUAAGUAAAAGCACCUUUAAUUUGUUCUAACGGUACAUCUGUAAUGACAAUGCUACAAAAAAACCUUUUAGGUGUCCUUACAGUAUGUGAAAAGUACAGGACUCAUUCUAGAGUUAAAUUACCUGUCUUGACCCAUAUUAUCUGCUUCCAUUUUUAUUAACUUGGAAAUUAAUAUGUUGCUAGUAAUAUUGGUUUUUAUAGUGUCCAGUUUGAAUAUGUAAGUUAUCAAAAUUUAAUGUCGUGAAUUUGUGUAACCAUGUUGUAUUGUUGAGAAUGUAUUUUUAUUUAAAUUUUAUUUUCUUAUCAAGAGUAUUAUAAAAAUUAAAACUUUUGUAACUGUCGCUUGGAAAUAACUCAAAUAAAUUACAAGAAGCCUGUCUA